This is a messenger RNA of Anarrhichthys ocellatus (wolf-eel), 4491 nucleotides long. RefSeq names its product embryonal Fyn-associated substrate (gene efs). Gene Ontology annotation, biological process: cell migration; cell surface receptor protein tyrosine kinase signaling pathway. The coding region runs from base 695 to 3568 and encodes 957 amino acids. NCBI's taxonomy places the organism in Eukaryota, Metazoa, Chordata, Actinopteri, Perciformes, Anarhichadidae. The record is from RefSeq and is a predicted model, not a curated record. Gene Ontology annotation, molecular function: protein binding. The transcript is spliced from 7 exons. Gene Ontology annotation, cellular component: plasma membrane; cytoplasm.
AAUUAUUUUAUGAUGGCGGCUUUGGGUGCUCACUUUUACUGGAAACAUAUCGGAUUAAGCGGGUUUAUCCGGCGGUGCCAUUGUUGUUUUGGACUGAAUUUAGGAGCGAAAGGCGAUGAAGAUAACUACAUUUAACGUAGCUAACGUUAGCUAGCAGCUAGGCCGCGGCUACACCGCUCGCGUUAUUGAAGCCAGCGUUUGCCCACACUUAAAUGAACCGUCCUUUAUACCUUGAUAGCUAUUUAUAAUUAGACAAAAUAAAUAUUUGAUGGCGACUGGACACCGCUUAUUUAAUUCUGGUGCUACGCUAGCUUUAGUUAGCUUUCGCUUGGCAUUUAACGUAACGUUACUGGGCGUGGAAAGGAGAGACAGGUGUCGCCGCUGCCCGCCUACCUUUCGCUUCACACGUGCCCCGCGAUGUCUUGAGUUUGGGAGGGGGUUUUGCUAACUGUCUUGUGUGUGUGUUUUAUGAAUGUGUCGUGAAGAAACCAGGGUCCGUGUGAAAGCGGAGACGACGAGGCGUCCGGACGAGUGAGAUGUGUCCUCCACCGACUCUGCCGUGCUUCUGCACCGAGUCUCUCCGGCGACCAGCACGUCCAUGAGAACCAUAACCUCAGAUCUAGAUGGACGACCCAGACUGACCAGGACCCUGGAGUUAUCUUCUAACUGAGACGUUACUGUUAACUUUGCAACGAUGUCUGUCUCCACGGUUUUGGCAAAGGCGCUGUUUGACAACGCGGCAGAGAGCCCGGAGGAGCUGGCUUUCCGGAAGGGUGACAUACUGAUGGUUCUUGAACAGGAGCAGGGUGGUGGGCCGGGCUGGUGGCUCUGCUCCCUGCAUGGCAGACAGGGCAUUGCCCCCGCAAACCGUCUUCGACUCCUCCAGACCGCCCCGCCCCCAGGCUCCGACCCGCGUCGUGGCCCCGCCGAGGACUCCGUCUACCUGUCGCCUGUCCCCCCACUGAACCGGACUGCUGUCGGCGGCAGUGCAGAUGACAUAGAUGGAGUGUAUCGCUCCCCGCCCGGUGUUGGUGAGGCACGAGGAGCUCCCUUGAGGCCCGGGGAGCUCCGUAGGGUCGAGAGCGGGCGCCCACGCUCGCACUCGAGCUCUGGCCUCCGGCCCAGACCUGACUGGGACUUAGGGGUGACGGGGCGUCCGCGCUCACCCUCUCUGAGAGGCCGAGGCAUAGAAAUAACAGGAAUGCUUUAUCAGACUCCAGUAUCUCCCAUGCCUUCAGCGGCUCAGCAUGCCAGACAACCAGGAGCUUCAGAGUCCGUGUACCUCGCCCCCACUGGAAUUCCAAGGGCAGCUGAUGAACCAGAGGACACUACAUAUCUAGUUCCUAGAGAAACACUAACUACAGGACACUCGGACGACUGUUAUUUGGUGCCCAAAGGUACACCGCUCGCAGGUGACGAUGUUUACCAAUCCCCAACAGGAGGAGUUGUGGGCUCUGCUGCGUGCUCGAAUGGUACCCCCCAGCUGAAAGUGAGCCAGGACACACCUGGGAUGUACCAAACACCCACCGCUGUGGGGGCAAACCUCCACAGGACUUCAGCCACAGUUUUGGCCCACCAGCACCCAUCUCAAUUAUCUCCCAUGCAAGCAUCUCCCAGACCUCUGCUCAAGGGAGUUUCACCCAACCCCGCAAGGGGCAAACCCAGCCUAGCCUGUCACCGGGGGUCUCCUUCGCUGGUCCGAGCAGGGCAGGUCAGGGUUCCCGGCUCACCAAAUUUCGCCCGCAAACCUCCUCCACCAGCACCUCCGGUGAGGGGAGUCACCAGGAAAGAUGCAGCGCCGUCAUCGACGGAUUCUAACUAUGUCCCCAAACCCACCGCUCAGGUCACUUCUGAGGAGGACAAACAGGGGGGGGGUCCUCAGAGUAAGGAGGACAGGACGAGUAACGUCCUGGAGAAAAGCAACAACGCGCUGAACAAAAAAGGAGACAAACGGGAUUACUCGGAUGACGUGGAUGACCAGGUGUAUGAUACUCCUCCCAGUGGCAGGUGGCAGCGCCCCGUCCCAUCUUCCCUUGGUGGUGACGAUGAUGAUGAUGAUGAUGGCAUCUAUGACACCCCUCGCAGUGUCCCGCCACAAACUGAUCCUGAGACAGAGGUCUAUGAUGUCCCCACCAUCACUCUCAAUCUGUCCACGUCGGAUGUCCAGCCUGAAGAAGUCGACGAGGACGUAUACAGUGUUCCUACUCUUCCAGGGCUGCCUCUGGGCCCAGGAGAGUCCACCGUCGGCCUCUCCGGCGAGGAUGUCGGACAGGCCUACCGUGUCCCCGGAUCUGAGAAACGAGUUAGUGGCGGAAGUCACAACCGGGACUCUUCUGAGCCCGACUGUGGCAUCUACGACAUGCCCGCGUUGACCGCCGAAGUCCUCCCCCACUCUUUGUCGUCGUCCUCCACCUCUACCCGCCGCCUCUCCGUUUCGAGCAACGGCUCGGGCGACGUGCAGUGGAGAGCCACGCUUUCCAGCCUCGUCCACUCGGUGCUGAGCGCGGCCUCCUGUUCGGCCUCCGCUCUGUCGUCACGGGACCUGGCCACGUCGCUGGCUGAAAUCCUGUCGACCUGGAAAGCGUGUCAUUCCGAUGAUCCCCCGCCGCCCCUUCAGCAGGCGUGGGCUCGUCUGUCGGACCUCCUGCCGGCGCUGUCCGCUGUCGGCGGCGCUCCGCCGUCCGAAGGGCUGCUGGCGCUGGUCCAGCGCUCCCUGGAGGAGAGCGCCCUCCUCCUGCAGGCUCAGGGCCGCCCGCGUUUGUCUUCCCAAGACUCUCUGUCCCGCAGGCCGCUGCCCGCGCUCCCCGUGCCCGAUGGGAAGUCCUCGGGCGGUGGGAUGGGCUCCCGUAAAGGUAGCUGGAUCCAGGAGCGGCCCCUGCCGCCAACCCCUCAGCCCGCCUUCCCCAUUCCUCCCACUCUGUCGACGGUGACGCUGACGAUAGGCCCCGGUGACGGAGAGGAUGACCCCAGCAAUGAGUACGCGGGGAUCGGCUUGACUCCCAUCCCGGCCCCUCUGCCUACUGGAGACAGCGUUGGAUACGUCAAGCUGCAGGGUAAACCUGAGCCACUUCCUGAUAUUCUGGGUGAGAACGGACACAUGCAUACCAUCAAUGCAGAUCUAACGUUGACCCCGUCUCCUCCACUUCCUGCGUCCCUCUCCCUGGAGGACUCGGAGCUGCUGUCCUUCUACUCGUCUCAGAGCCUCGCUCACCUCUCCUGCCUGGCGGACGCCAUCGACGUGCUCUUCAGCAGCGUGCAGGGGAACCAGCCGCCGCGCAUCUUCGUCGCCCGGGGAAAGAGUCUCAUCGUGACUGCGCACAAGCUGGUGUUCAUCGGGGACACGCUCUCCCGCCUUCUCACAUCUGCCGACCUCCGGGCCAAGAUCACAACCUCAGGUGGACGACUCUGUCAGGCCUUGAAGACGGUUGUCGUUGCAACAAAGGGCGCCGCACAAAACUACCCUUCAAUAUCCGCCACGCAGGAGAUGGUGGACCGCGUCGCCGAGCUCUCCCAGCAAGCGGCCGGCUUCUCCACUCUGCUGCAGCGGCUGGCAGAAAUAUCUUCAUGAUAUUUCAUAUUGCUUGCUUAGAAACUUUUGUUUACACUACUACACACAUAUAUAUUUUCUCUUUUUUGAAAUGCCUUAUUUGUUGGUAGACUCUCUUCUGCGUUUGAACGGGAUCGGAGCAGGCGGCGUGGAAAAAGCUGGAAUAAGGGUCACUUGUCGCUGCAGCUGUUACUGAGAGGGGUUGUGAGUGUUGGUUCUGUCCUCCAAGUGUGUGUUGGCUUGCCUUUUGUUUAUAUACUGACCUCUCCGUGCUUUGAUGCCAGGCACACUUGUCUUUUUGAGUGUUAACUUAUUGAAUAUUUGAAUCCCCUCCGUGGCUCUCUGAGGAGCUUUUGCUUUAUUAUGUUUGCCAUAUUUUCUUUCCCUCACAUGAUAGCCAUUUUCCUUCCUUCCUCUAUUUAUUCAGCCAUCCACCCCUUGUUCCAAAAAUAGCACAGAAAAUGGCCUAACAUCCUGGUUCUGGCCUACUUUCCACUGUUAACCUGAAAGGCCUUUUGUGUUGAUCCUUCUGAAGCUGUUGAAGCAGCAUAUCGAGUGUUUUGGGCUUAAUAUGGAAGACGUGGGAGCACGCUGUGGAGUAGGAAGUUCACUCGACUUCCUUUCAUAAAUCUGUGCAAGUACGUGUAGUGUUUGUGUCGUACCAGUUUCCACUAGAAAGCACACUGCAGUACAGCUUGCAACGAGAAACCUCAACACACGUUCAGUGUACGUACACGCAGGCGAACGCCUCAUGAAGAAGGAGAUUAAAUCCUGUCUGACACAGAGAUUAUAUUCGAGAGUCGGUUAUGAUACUUGUGGGAGACGUUACCUAAUCCUGUUCUUUCUCACAGUCACGUGGAUGAGAAACCUGUUCCAAGCUCACCUGUCUCCACAUGUCUUGUUGUGAUCUGCAUGCGUACUUUUUUUACUUUCUAUGUUCAUUU